Molecule: messenger RNA, 2461 nt
Organism: Exaiptasia diaphana
Lineage: Eukaryota; Metazoa; Cnidaria; Anthozoa; Actiniaria; Aiptasiidae
Product: histone-lysine N-methyltransferase, H3 lysine-79 specific
Exons: 4
Coding region: 1829-2320 (163 amino acids)
Source: RefSeq, a predicted model, not a curated record
CAGCAUUUUAAUCAGCCUUUUUUGCAUUAUGGGAGUACCAUGUCAACAAUAAAUGGUACGAUUCCAGGUCCCGGUGUGGUCCAAUGUUCUGGAUUUAUGUCACCUGGAAACUUUCAAUCCUAAAAUACUUUGGGCUAACCGGCCUCUUAAAUAGGAAAUAUAAUUAGCACAGGCAUAUAGAUAAAUACGUAUCUGAGGAUGCCGACAUACAAGGUCUGGAUAAUAUAUAGACAACAAUAAUAAUCAUAAUAACAAAGAUGGGACAUUGGACUGGGAAGGGGAAGUUUGGACUUGCAAUAAACAAUGCAAAAACUGCCUUUGGAAAAAUAUCUCUUUGACCACAGUUUGUUAAACUUGACCUUUACUCUUGUUAAAUUCGAUUGAUCCCCGGGAUCAGUGCUUCUCCUUACACUCUAGCGAAAGGACUCGUGACCUUCAUCAAUUCACGGUUAAACUUCUAUUAAAUUAAUGUUUGUUUCCUUCUGUUGUAUUUGAAUUUCUGAUGGGUUCCCCUAGGGGCAAGAUCCUUUGUUUUAAAUCCUCCAAGGAAAAGAAAACAAAAGAGUUAGCCCUACCCCUAGGGACACCCUAUCUCAUGUUAACAGAAAAGAAUAAUAAAUAAUAAUAAAGAACAACAACAAAAAAAAAAGAAAAAUACAUCUGGUCGAACCGUGACCUCUUGAUCAGUACGCCCAUGUUUUAACCACUGGGCCACGAUGGCAAAGUUUGUACAAGUAUGGCUAAGACCGGGAUUUAUUUCGCCGUCACUCGCCGUGCUUAUCAACACAGCCGAAGUUAAAUAGGAUUUUAACGAAAAAAUUUCAUAAAUCGUUUACUUAAAAUUCUAAUUGUUAAAGUAAAAUUACAAUUUGAUUCAUCGUACAUGUAUCGUUCUGUAUCAAUCUCCGAGUUAUGCUGCCAUUGGCUGCUUGAUUUAGUUUUCUGUGCUAAGAGCCUAGAAAUUGUUUUGCCAUGAUAAAUGAGUUGGAGUGGGCCAGCUCAUAUACGUGAUUGACCAAUCAAAACUCAAGGAUUCAACUGUUCGUAUUUUAGAAAGCAUUCUGUUGAUAUAACGCACCGUUUUAUAUUAGAUGCAUUCCGACUUAACGUUUAUCAACUUUUUUUAAAUAACUUGACUACCGACAACUGCUUGAAAUUUUAACUGACUGCCAACAUUGAGAACGAAUGUAGUUGCUUGAAAAAUACAAAAGAAAACUUGUUGUCAAGAAGCUAAUAUCUUUGAUGAAUAUUGCCUAAAAAUAKAAUUUUUAAGUAAAAUGUCGCCAGUCAGUAGAUAUGAUUUUUGUCGGUAGUCAAUAAAUUUUGUUCAAAUUUGAUAAGUUGUUAUUUUGUCCAUUUGUCGCUAGUCAGUUAACCCCAUUCAGACCCUGAAACAAGAACAGAACACCCAUUCUUGGAUGAUGACAGUUAUGGAAACUGCCAGACUAGACUAAUAGGGUAUUAUAACGCUUUGUUUAAUGAUAUUCCUAGACUAAAGACUUCACACCUUGUCAACACCAAGCACAGAAAGUGCCACCAACAGUUGAAAUGUCUAAAGUGUCUAAAGGCAAAGGAGCUGUCUCAUCGUCUCUGCUGUUUUUUAGAGCUGAUAGAUUAGGAUUUGGAUCAGGUUCACUCAUUAACUGUAAUGCAGGGGAAGGAGAUAUCCCCAGUGAUUGCCCCCACGCCCCUAACAAACGUUCGCCCCUUAUCAGCGCCAGCAGAUUUACGUGUUAUUACAUACCGAGUUGAGGCAUAGUGACAUUCCGAAGUUUUUUCGUACAGAUAGAUACAAAAUCUUGAGUAUUUUUGAAGCCCAGUGAGGAGGAUGUCCGUAGUAUCAAUGGAAAUUGAUCGACAAUUUGAUGAUGAAAGUAGAAGACAACGAGGAGAUAGGAAGGAAAGAGAAAGAGCAAGAGAGAGAAGAGCAAGAGAGAGAAGGGAUAGAAGGGAUGAUGCAAGAUCAGAGAKGAUUGAUAGAGAAGAAAGAGCAGAAAGAGCAGAAGUGAAAAGCAUCGAAAGGGAAGAAAUAGAGAGAGAAAGAAGAGGAAUUGAGGAGARGAGACUAAGCAUGGAAGUUCAGAGGUUAACAGCUUUGGAAGAAAGAAGAAGGGCAAAGCUAAGGGAACGAAACAAGAGAAGACGACAGCAAAGACUGGAAAAGCGCAAAAAUGUGGAUUUGCGURAACGCCUUGGUCCACAAAGGAGAUGCAAGUUCUGUGGUGGAAGUCAUCACUGGACGUCAUGUGUCACGACGCGACCGGCCAUAACCCCUACUGUAACAAAUAUAUAUAAUAUACAAAAUGCAGUAUUCAGAUAAAGAUGUCAAAAACAAAUUGUACUGUUUAGUAAAAAUUCAAUAGUGUGCUAGGAAUUAAACAAACGACGCGGCUCGAAGCCAACCAGCUAAAUGUCGAUAAUAGAGAUGAGGAGCCUGUUCAUGACACAGACACUGGAAAAA